AUGACUCCACCCGUAGGCGAUAAUGGACUUUCAUGUUUAAAUUCAACACUUUCAUCUAUAAAUCCAGUUAAUCAAACAAAUACAAAUAAUAUUGAUGAAUGGCUUUCACUUGAUUCAAAUAAUGGUUUUAUCCGUUUAUAUGAUCCAAACGAUGCAUCAACAUCAUACUCACGUUCAAAACUUGUACCAUGUACAAUGUGGACAACAAUUGAACAAAUAUGUUCAAGAUUAAAUAAUGAUUUAGAUCCACGAACAUGGUAUGUUCAGUAUCAUGGCGAUCGUAUUCGUCAUUUAAGAUCCGAUGAAGCACCCUUAUUUAUUCAACAUAAUUAUCUUCUUUCAAUUGGAUUUUCAAGUGUUCAACGUUUACAACAAGAAGGUGAUAAACAUGAUCUUGGCUAUCUUAUUCGUUUUAUAUCUGAUCAAUUAAUAAUUGAUCCAAAAAUUCAACCUCGAAGUUUAUCAACAAUAGCCUGGAUCCGUAAAGGAAAAUUAAUACGAAAAUGGAUUAAACGAAAAUGUGUUAUAUCAACUAGUCGUUUAACAGUUUAUCCCGAUGCAAAUACAAAUCCAUGUGUUCUUGAAUUACAACGAGCAAAUGUUGAAGAAGUUCAUCUUAAAGAUAAACCAUUUUGUAUUAAAUUAACAGUUGAUGAUGGACGAGGUGGUGCUUUAUUUCUUGCUUUGAAUAAUGAUGAAGAAUAUAGCCGAUGGCUUAAACGUUUACGAAAAACAACAAAUAAAUUGCCUGAUAUUGCUGAUUACUCCUCAAGUCAUCUUGAACUAAUACCAAAAGCUUUAUUUGUUAAUCCAAAAUUAACUGUACUCAAUUUACGACAUAAUAAUUUACUUAUGAGACCAGUGAAUGAAGCAGUUUUUACUGUUGGUUGGCUAGAUGAUUUAACACGUUUUCAACAUUUAAUAAGUUUAAAUUUAGCUGAUAAUGAUUUAAAAAUAUUUCCUAAUCUUAUAUGUCAUCUUCCCCGUCUAAUUGAAUUAAAUCUUGCUAGUAAUUAUAUUGAAUCAAUUCCAUCUGAUAUUAUCAAAUUACAAUCUUUAGAAGUUCUUAAUUUACAAAGUAAUCGUUUAUUAUGUUUACCAAAUGAAAUGGAAUAUCUCAAAAGAUUACGUGAUGUUUAUUUAAGUUUUAAUUUAUUUAAAGAUAUUCCAAUACCAUUAGCACGUUUAACAAAUAUUCGUUAUUCAGAUGUUAAUAAUUUAUGUUUAGCUGGAAAUCAUAUUCGAAAAUUAUCAAAUGAAGUUAUACAACAUCUUGAAUAUUGUCGUCAAUUAGAUUUACGUAUGAAUCAAAUUAAAUAUGAUGAUAAUGAUUUCAUUUUAUUAAAUCAAUUAAUUAAUUUAACACAUAUUGAUAUUUCACAUAAUCAUCGUAUAAAUGAAAUUGAUUUACGUUUAUUAAGUAAACUUGAACAAAUACAUUGUUCAUAUAAUAAUACAUUACGUUUAAUAUUAAAUGGUCAUUCAUUAAAACAAUUAAAUGCUUCACAUAAUAAAUUAAAACAUAUCGAUGUAGUUAAUCCACCGAUGAAUUUAAUUCAAUUGGAUAUAGGCUUCAAUGAAUUCCAAACUCUUCCCGAUUGGUUAAAUGAAGACAAUUCAUCAUUAGAACGACUUAUUGCUGAUCAUAAUCGAAUUAAUGUUUUACCUAAUAAAUUAUUUACAACAAGUAAACGUCUUCAAUAUAUUCGAUUAGAUCAUAAUUGUUUAUUAUAUCUUCCGGAGAAAAUUUCCAAUUGUAAUAUAGAAACACUUUUACUUCAUUGUAAUCAAAUUGAACAUUUACCUACUUGUUUAUUAAAAAAUAUGCAUCGAUUAAAAAUUUUAAAUUUAAGUCAUAAUCAACUUAUAUCAUUACCAUUACCAAAUGAUCGUAGUGAUUUAAAUCGUUUACAAGAACUUUAUUUAUCAUGUAAUGAAUUAGAUGAUGAUGUAUUUGCAAUAAUAUCACGUUAUGAACGAUUAAAAAUUCUUCAUUUAGCUUAUAAUAAAAUUGAACAAAUUGAUGAUACUUCAUUAAGUAAAUUAAAUUCUUUAACAGAUUUAAAUUUAUCAGGAAAUAAUAUUCGAUCAUUACCACAAAAUGCAUUAUCAUCUCUAGAAAAUUUACAAGUAUUAUGUCUUCAUUCAAAUAAACUACGUGCAAUACCUGAUUUACGUCGAUUAAAUUCACUUAAAGUAUUGGAUUUAAGUUUUAAUGCAAUUGAUUCAGCUUCUAUUGAUAAUUUAUUUCCACCAUCAUUAACAAUACUUGAUUUAUCUGGCAAUCAAACAAUUAAUAUUCAACGAGACAGUUUGAGAUCGUUAAGUCAAAAAACUGUUUCUUUAAUAAAUAUAUCUGGAUUAUCAGAUACAUCAUCAGAUACGUCAUUAUGGUCAGUUGGUUUUGCUCAAAGUUCUGGUAGUCGAAAUAGAUUAGCAAUAACAACUGUCAAUGAAGCAUCAUUUAAUUAUUCAACUAAUGAUGCUUUAUUCGCAAUGUUUGAUGGUGGUUUAAAUAAUGAAGUACCACUUAUUCUUAAAAAUAAAUUACCUGAUAUUCUUCAAUAUGAAUAUGGACAAUGUAAUCAAGCAAAUAUUUAUCUUAAACAUACAUUUCUUACAUUACAAAAACGAUUAAAAACAACUGGACAACGUUUAGGUGCAGCAUCAACUGUUAUUCAUAUACGUAGUAUAUCACAAUCGAAUACAAUAAAUUCAAAUAUUUAUUCAUCAAAUACAACAACAACAUCUUCAUCAUCAUCUCAAACAGAAAAUAAUUUUCGUUAUGAAUUAAAUGCAGCUAAUGUUGGUCAUUGUGAAGCUAUACUUUGUCGUUCAUCAAUAAUACAUCCAUUAACACGUCGUUUUACAAUUCCACAUGAUGAAAGUGAAUGUAAACGUGUACGAAAAACAUCAAAUAUAAUUAUUAAUGAAGAUAAUGCAUUAAAUGCAAUAACCUCUCAAACAAGAAUGUUAGGUUGUUCAUUUCUCUAUCCAGCUAUUUUACCAACACCACAUAUAUCAUCAUUUAUUUUAAGUAAAAAUGAUGAAUUUUUUAUUAUUGCAAAUAAUUUAUUAUGGCAGCAUCUUUCGCAUGAAGAAGCUGUACGUGCUGUACGUUCAAUACAUAAUCCUGUACUUGCAUCAAAAAAACUUGUUGAUAUAGCACAAAGUUAUGGUGCAAAAGAAAAUUUAGCAGUAUUAAUUGUUAGAUUUAAUUUUCAAAAAAAAAUUCAUCAUAUAUCAAAUAAUUCUUAUCAACAACAAAGAUUAUCACGUCAACAAACUUAUUCAACGAAUACAAGUUCAGGUGAACAUUCUCCAGUAGCAAGUCCAUUAUUACCAUUAUUAGAUUCAACAGGUUAUUUAAGUGUUGGUGAAUUAAGUGGCGGUGAUGAAGAUGAUUCGAAUGAAGAACAUUAUUCAUCAACUAUACCAACAAAUCCUACCAGUGAUUAUUUUUAUCAUCAAUCUGAUCAAAUAUCAUCAUCAAGUGAAGCUUUAGCAACAUUAAAUGAUUCAACAAGAAAUCGUCUUCUUUCACAUAGUGGUCGAACACGUUUUUUGACUGCAUCACUUAAUGAUACAUCAACCAUAGAUGAUAGGAAAAAUGAAAAAGUCUUUCAAUCUGAUAUGGGAAUGUUUAAUUUUCCUGCAUCAAAUGCUCAACCUAUACGAAUAGUACCAAGUGAUUUAACAAUUGUUAGUGAAAUUCUUUCACCAUCACCACCACCAACAACAGCAACAUUAUCAAGAACAAAACGAAUUAAAAAUCCAUCAUUAACGGGCGAUUGUCCAUCACCAAGACGAUCAGGUCGUUAUCGAAAAAAAUUAACACCUCCUGUUCGUCCACCAUUAGGUUAUUCUAAACCACCACGAACUGAGUAUUCGAGUAACAGUGAUAUAUCAAAUGAUGGACAUGAUUUUGAUCAUUCACCAAUAUAUCCAGCUGGAUCCCGUCCUGUAGCUGAUGCUAUUUUAUCAACAUCGUCAAGUAAUGAUGAAGAUGAUGAUUUUUCAUAUGUUGCUGAUCAAAUAAGUUUAACAUCAACAAAUACAACAACAGAUUGUCAACAACAACAAAAUGAAUUAAAUUUAUUUGUACGAAAACAUUAUCCAUCAAUUUCAUCAACAACACAUUCAACUGUUAAUAGUACAUUAACAUCAUCAUCUGUUGGAACGAAUAUUCCACCACCUAUUCCAAAUAAAAUUACUCGACUUUAA
Rotaria sordida is the source of this 4224-nucleotide messenger RNA. The record is from the annotation of a GenBank genome assembly. NCBI's taxonomy places the organism in Eukaryota, Metazoa, Rotifera, Eurotatoria, Philodinida, Philodinidae.